UGUUUCCCGCCCGCCUGGUGAUUCGUGUGUCCCUCCCAGGAUGUUCCGCCGAGAGCGCUCCAUUCCCCUUCGAGGUUCAGCUGCCGCUUUGUGCAACAACCUCAGUGUGCUGCAGCUACCGGCUCGCAACCUCACGCACUUUGGAGUGGUUCAUGGACCAAGUGCCCAGCUUCUUAGCGCUGCCCCUGAGGGUGUGCCCUUGGCCCAACGCCAGCUCCAUGCCAAGGAAGGCGCUGGAGUGACCCCCCCACUUAUCACUCAGGUCCACUGGUGUGUCCUUCCCUUCCGAGUACUGCUGGUACUCACCUCACACCGAGGAAUACAGAUGUAUGAGUCUGAUGGCUCUGUCAUGGUCUACUGGCACGCUCUGGACUCUGGAGAUGCUUCUCCAGUACAGGCUGUGUUUGCCCGAGGAAUUGCUGCCAGUGGCCACUUCAUCUGUGUAGGAACAUGGUCAGGCCGAGUACUGGUGUUUGACAUCCCGGCCAAGGGUCCCAACAUUGUACUAAGUGAGGAGCUGUAUGGACACAAGACACCAGUCACAGACAUUGCCACUGAGCCUUCCCAAGGUCAGGAUUGUGUGGUUGACAUGGUGACAGCAGAUGACUCAGGCUUGCUGUGUGUCUGGCGGUCAGGGCCAGAAUUUACAUUAUUGACACGCAUUCCAGGAUUUGGAGUCCCAUGCCCCUCUGUGCAGCUGUGGCAGGGGAUCAUAGCAGCAGGCUACGGGAAUGGGCAAGUUCGUCUCUAUGAAGCCACUACAGGGACUCUGCACAUCCAGAUCAACGCCCAUGCCCGGGCCAUCUGUGCCCUGGACCUAGCUCCUGAGAUGGGCAAGUUACUCUCUGCAGCUGAGGACACUUUUGUGCAUAUUUGGAAACUGAGCAGAAGCCCAGAGAGUGGCUACAUUGAGGUGGAACACUGUCAUGGUGAGUGUGUAUUUGACACCCAGGUGUGUGGUGCUCGAUUCUUUGAUCCCUCAGGCAACUCCUUUGCUGUGACUGGCUAUGACCUCACCGAGAUCUUGAGAUAUAGCACUGUGUAAGAGAAGAGCAGCCUUCCUUUCUCCCUGUGGUAUUUAUAAAGUACCCUCUCCACCCA
Molecule: messenger RNA, 1101 nt
Organism: Otolemur garnettii (small-eared galago)
Lineage: Eukaryota; Metazoa; Chordata; Mammalia; Primates; Galagidae
Gene: WDR54
Product: WD repeat domain 54
Exons: 9
Coding region: 41-1045 (334 amino acids)
Biological process (GO): cilium assembly; sperm axoneme assembly; cilium-dependent cell motility
Molecular function (GO): protein binding
Source: RefSeq, a predicted model, not a curated record